Messenger RNA from Musa acuminata subsp. malaccensis (wild Malaysian banana), 442 nucleotides. RefSeq lists its product as uncharacterized. Gene Ontology annotation, biological process: protein N-linked glycosylation. NCBI's taxonomy places the organism in Eukaryota, Viridiplantae, Streptophyta, Magnoliopsida, Zingiberales, Musaceae. The record is from RefSeq and is a predicted model, not a curated record. Gene Ontology annotation, cellular component: membrane-bounded organelle.
AUCCCGAUCUCGAUCUCGAUCUCGACCGCUCUCGUCUACCCCUCCGUCUCCCCCUCCGCUUCCGCCUCUUCGUGUUCAGAUGGCACCGACACCCGUCACGAGCCCGGUUCCGAUCCAGUGGUACCCGAUGCUCUCCGCGCUGUUUCUCCUCGUUGGUCUCCUCGUCACUGCAUCCUUCUUCAUCUACGAAGCUACUUCAUCUACCAGGAGCCGCAGCCUGUUGAAGGAGGUUGUGAGUGCCGCCAUGGCAUCCACUUUCUUGGGUUUUGGAUCUCUAUUCCUGCUCCUUGCUACCGGUGUUUAUGUUUGAUUUUAGGUUUGAUAUAUAUCCUCCAAAUUUGUUGUUCACCAGAACAUUCGGACAAGUUCAGCAUGAUUUAGUCGCAUGUAUUUGAAACUGAACGCCUAGUUAAAGAGUAUUUUAGCACAAAGUAAUGCAGCC